UCCGGACUUCCUGUUCAGAGCUCGGCUGCUGAGUGGUAGAGAGAAGUGAUACUCGGAAGAUAGUAAAACUGCCCAAUGAAACCGGAGUAAAAAUUCACUCAAAAUGAGCUGGAUACCCUUCAAGAUUGGACAACCAAAAAAACAGAUCGUCUCUAAAACUGUUGAAAGAGACUUUGAACGAGAAUAUGACAAACUCCAAAAGCUGGAGGAUCAGACGAAGAAGCUUCACAAAGACAUGAAGAAAAGCACAGAGGCUGAUUUAGCCAUGUCUAAGGCAGCAGUGAAGAUCUCUGCAGACCUGCUGAGUAACCCACUGUGUGAGCAGGACCAGACCUUCCUGGAGUCUAUGACUGCUUUAGACACAGCCAUGAGAAGGAUGGACUCCUUCAACCAGGAAAAGGUCAACCAGAUUCAGAAGACUGUUAUCGACCCUCUGAAAAAGUACAGUAGCGUCUUCCCCAGCCUUAACAUGGCAGUGAAACGCAGGGAACAGAUGCUGCAGGACUACAAACGGUUGCAAGCCAAAGUGGAGAAGUAUGAAGAGAAAGAAAAAACGGGCCCCAUUAUGGUCAAACUGCAUCAGGCAAAAGAAGAACUCCGACCGGUCAAAGACGACUUUGAGGCCAAGAACAAGCAGCUCCUGGACGAGAUGCCCAAGUUCUACCAAAGCCGCAUUGACUACUUCCAGCCCAGCUUUGAGGCUCUCAUCCGGGCACAGGUGGUCUAUUUCACUGAAAUGUACAAGAUCUUCAGUGAGUUAACAGACCAGAUCGACCAGGCAGCGUUGACUGACGAGCAGAGGGAGAAGGAUACGGAGGCCAAGCUCAGCGAGUUGCGUGCUCUGUCCAUUGUCGCUGACGACUGAGUAAGGAAAGACGAAAGCGGGCUCUUUUCAAGCCUCUCUGAAUGGAUUGCACUCUUUUCAAGCUCCUCCAGAGUUCAAAUGGACAGCAAUGGCCUUAACCUGAUUAUCCAUUUGUUUCCCUGCGGCCUCAUCAUCCCCCCUAUUGCUCUUGCACUACACACUAAUCUUUCAUCUCUGCAACUCAAAGCAGCUGAAUGCCACAUUAACUAAGCCAUCAGCCAAGUGCAACAUUAUAAGCCAAUAUGUUGUCGUUUAUUUAUUUAUUUUUUUUUUUAGUGAAGGAAUCAAACGGAUCUCGUCAGAACUAAUUAACGAGGUUACACUUCAUGGUUUCAAAGGUAUCUAUAACAAUUUGUUUCUAAUGUAUAAAGUGAGCAAGGAAAUGUUUCUAUUAGUCACAUCUGCUUUGUUAGCAGCAGUGUGUGAAAAUAGUUUUAUUACCCAACUUUGAAAUUACACUGAAAAAAAAUGUUAUGUAAUGUACUGUAGGUUAGCAGCAAAAACACAAUAAAAAUCUCUGUUUUGGCUUUUUCUGGUAAUCUGUGAGUUUAGCUCUGUGCCAUAGCGUGUGAGGGCUAUUGGGGUUUCUGAGAAGCUAUUUGUAGCAUCACCUGUGCAUAAUGUGCCUGACUUUGGAUGUAAUGUGAAAACUAUAGAGUGAGACCAUUCCCGUGUAGCGGCGUUGGAAGGUUGGCCACUCAGGCUUCAGAGAUAUCCAGUUGCUUACCCACAAAAAAAAAAAAAAAAAAAAAAAAA
This is a messenger RNA of Archocentrus centrarchus (flier cichlid), 1621 nucleotides long. RefSeq names its product bridging integrator 3 (gene bin3). The record is from RefSeq and is a predicted model, not a curated record. Gene Ontology annotation, molecular function: protein binding; lipid binding. Gene Ontology annotation, biological process: actin cortical patch localization; plasma membrane tubulation; endocytosis. Lineage: Eukaryota; Metazoa; Chordata; Actinopteri; Cichliformes; Cichlidae. Gene Ontology annotation, cellular component: actin cytoskeleton; cytoplasm. The transcript has 9 exons. The coding region runs from base 104 to 865 and encodes 253 amino acids.